Molecule: messenger RNA, 1182 nt
Organism: Periconia digitata
Lineage: Eukaryota; Fungi; Ascomycota; Dothideomycetes; Pleosporales; Periconiaceae
Source: the annotation of a GenBank genome assembly
CGCGUCUUCACGGAGCACCCAUUCAUUGGGACCGCCAAUAUGUAUCGACAGGCGACUCAAAAGACCUCUGAGGUCUUGUCGCUGCCGUCGCAAUACCUCGGCAUGUACUCCGAAUUCAUCACCAAGAACAGCAGCGCCGUGUCGCAAAUCGAAUCCGCACUGCGGUCGUUGACAUACAUCAUACCAGGUCGCUUCCGUGAAUCUGAGAUCGCAUCCGAAUCAUUACAUAGUGGCGUGCAACUUCUCGCACUCUAUCAUGACUCUCUACUCGCAAAGGCGAUGGCACGCCUGCCGAAUCUGCAGCGCCAACAUCCCACACCUCACAAUCGCUACACCAAGUUCUGGACACAAAGGUCGCCGACUUACAAGCGCAUCGCACUCGUGCUCCAAAUGAUACAGUAUACAGAGCUCUUAUGGGAAAUGGCGGCAAAGAGAAAGGGCGAGAAGGUGCGAUGGCGGGUCGUGGUACUACUUGAAGGUGUCAAGGCCUUGUGCAGAUUACUGCUAUUGCGAUUGACAAACUCGAGACCCUUGGUAUCGCCACCCCUGCCGCAGAGGGAGGUCGAUCCCAGCUCGCUGGAGGAUUCUUCGGCCUCGGCGAACGGAAUGGACACGCCACCGAGCGAGCAGUCGACGGAGGAAGAAAACUGGAAGAUGCCUCGUACCGGAUUGUCUAUGCCCAGUCUGCCCGACUCUUCCGACAUCUCUAGCUACCUCCUCUCCAAAGUUCUUACCGCAGAUGACAUCAAACCUCCAAAAGCACUGCUUCACAGAGUCAGUGGCAAGGGAGAGAUGGCCGAAGUGUUGUACAUUCUUCGGCCGGUCGUAUACGCACUUGCAAUGCAGCACUUUAGCGGGGAUAGGAAGAGCUGGCGUCCGUGGUUGAUUGGCUUGAGCAUAGAGUAUGGCGCACGGCAGCUGGCCAAGAACGAUUUCCAAGAAAGGCUUGCUGGUGGGUUGAGAGGCCUAACUGGACUAGAGAAGGAGGAGUUGAGAAAACGGGGCUGGUCGAUGGGGUGGUGGAUGAUGCGUGGGGCCUUCUACGAGAACAUCACGAAGGCUUGGAUACACGCUGUCACCCGGAGGCUCCGAAACAAACCACUUCUCGACAUCGUCGGAGGUGUCAUUGAGGAUUAUGAGUUCCUCUGGGACCAAUAUUAUUUCCCCACAGCAACACUCUGA